AGUAAUCUUGAUUUUCUACGAUAGUAAGCUCUUAUUUCAACUUCACCGAAUCAUGGCUCCUGAAUCAACUAGGCCUGAAAACGAAGGUGAGAGGCAAAAAGGCCUUGAUCAGGAGAUCAGAGAGUUGAUCUCGGCUCUCACCAAUCGCCUUGGCAGCAUCCAUCGUACUCAGAAAUCAGGAAACUCAAGUACCCUCAAUCAGGAUGAUGAUGAGCAGGGUGUCAGAAUCAUCACAUUGGCCGGGAGCAACCUUGGAGCCACCAUGCGUGGGGAUAUGGACGAGAAACCUGCCCAACUUCAAGGUUUGGACCUGCCGGAAGAUGAAGACCUUGCUACCUACGUCAACAGCAAUUUCCAGGCCAUCAACAACUCUAUCAUGUUAGGUGGAAGCUACAAAACUAACGAUCCAGGGGUUCAUUUGGACAUCACAGACUAUUCGGAACAGGACGAUCACCCCGAGUAUGGAAAGAAGGGCAGGAAGAAAAACACGGGAAGCUCCAGAAGUGGUCGUCAAAGUGGGAACUCGGAUGCCAGCGAUAGUGAAAGAAGUUGAAUAUAGUUAAGGAGCCGCACGUUUGGUGGAUGAUACGUCUGACUUAUAAAUAAAUGCUCUGUGAAGCUGGUUUUCUUUCCAUAAGUAUAAGCUGUGCCUUAGGUUUGGUGUGAAUUUGUGAAAUAAUCUGUCGUUUUCCUAUGAGGCUGGCUCUUUCCGAGUUCAUUGUCUCAUUUUGAUUGCUUUCGUGAAAAUCUUCUAUAUGUUUAACCGUACGUGGUAAUAAUGUGA
Messenger RNA from Sesamum indicum (sesame), 784 nucleotides. RefSeq lists its product as uncharacterized. The record is from RefSeq and is a predicted model, not a curated record. Lineage: Eukaryota; Viridiplantae; Streptophyta; Magnoliopsida; Lamiales; Pedaliaceae.